AUGCAGUACGCAUCAAUAGCAGCCGCCGUGGCUGCGGCGGUUGCAGCGUACUUGAUAUCAACCUUCAUUUACAACAUUGCCUUUCAUCCGCUCCGUUCAUAUCCCGGCCCGUUGCUAUGGCGUGCAACCGGGCUCUUCAAGUGCUACCACUUUCUCAAGGGCGAUAUGCCCUUUGUUGUGCGCGAGCUCCACGUGCGCUACGGAUCGGUGGUACGCAUAGCCCCAGGGGAGUUGGCCUUUUCCGACACACAGGCCUUCAAGGAUAUUUACGUCCACAAGAUGGUCAAGUGGAAGGGCAUGUAUGGCUUCAAGCCUGAACAUGUCCAGGACCUUGCCAAUGUCACAGACCCGGUCCAUCAUGCUUUUCUGCGCCGCCACAUGGCCGCAGGCUUCAGUGAGACGGCCCUGCGCAACCAAGAGAGCAUCCUCGUCCAGCAUGUCGACCUGUUGAUCAACCAGCUGCGUGAGCGCGGCGGCGGAGGCAAGGUGCCGCAAGAUAUGCGCGACUGGUUCAUGUGGCUCACCUUUGACAUCACGGGCAUGCUCUCCUUCGGAGCCGAGUUCGGGGGUCUCCGCUACGCCAAAUCGGCCGAGUGGGUGGCGACGCUAACUGACAAUGUCCGGGUCUUGAUGGCCAUGAGUGCCCUGUUUGGUUACGUCGGUGCAACCACUCGCACCCACACGCAGAGGACCAAAGACAUGCUGCGUGAGCGGAUGGACCGCAAGGGUGCCUACGACGACCGCGACUACAUCAUUGAUGGCUUAAUCAACAUCAACGACCACAGGGUCGAAUCCAAUGCCGUCAUGCUCAUCAUGGCUGGCUCAGAGACAACGUCAACGGCCCUUACCGCCACGCUAUUUGCGCUGCUUCAGGCACCAGAAAAGAUGGCACGCCUAACCAAGGAGGUCCGGUCCACGUUUACUCGCGAUGAAGACAUCACCAUGGCCUCGACCCUGGACAAGUUGCCAUAUCUGAUGGCCUGCAUUAACGAGAGCCUGCGGUGGUAUCCACCUUCCGUGUCCGGCCUGGCCCGCGUGGUGCCCAAUGGCGGUGCAAAGAUCUCUGGCCACUAUGUUCCUGAAGGCACCAUUGUCGCCGCCUGGACCUGGUCCGUGACACGAGAUCCGCGGUAUUUUGCUGACGCCUACGAGUUUCACCCUGAGCGGUGGCUGCCAGGGGAGGACGAGCGCUUCGCCAACGAUGAACUGGAUGCGUCGCCGCCCUUUAGCGUUGGGCCGAGGAGCUGCAUGGGUAAAAACCUCGCCAUGGCUGAGAUGCGCCUUACACUGGCCCGUAUGAUUUACAACUUUGAUGUCACAUUGUCCACACCGUUUGACGGUGACUGGUUCAAGGGUCAAAAAGCAUAUCUUGUCUGGGACAAGCCAUCCGUAUUAGUGAACUGCACCCCGGUUGGCGAGUCCUAA
Molecule: messenger RNA, 1425 nt
Organism: Trichoderma breve
Lineage: Eukaryota; Fungi; Ascomycota; Sordariomycetes; Hypocreales; Hypocreaceae
Product: cytochrome p450 domain-containing protein
Exons: 3
Coding region: 1-1425 (474 amino acids)
Molecular function (GO): monooxygenase activity; iron ion binding; oxidoreductase activity, acting on paired donors, with incorporation or reduction of molecular oxygen
Source: RefSeq, a predicted model, not a curated record